Molecule: messenger RNA, 1489 nt
Organism: Symphalangus syndactylus (siamang)
Lineage: Eukaryota; Metazoa; Chordata; Mammalia; Primates; Hylobatidae
Product: EKC/KEOPS complex subunit LAGE3-like
Cellular component (GO): EKC/KEOPS complex
Source: RefSeq, a predicted model, not a curated record
CCCGCCCGUCUCGGCCGCUGCCACCGCCCCGCGGUUACCUGGGCAACGGCGCGGGGGCGCACGGGUCGGGAGGAGCUGCGCCGAAAGGCCUUGUGGGGGUUGGUGCUAACCCGGCUUCCCGACGCUCGUGGAAUCUUCUGGAGCCCUUUUUCUCCAUUCAGCGAGCCUGAGAGUGCGGAAGUCUCCGGCUGGUGGGGCAUGGCCCAGGAGCAGUGCAAGUCCUAGGGUUCCCAAACUUGUGGGGUGGCCGCCUCGGCCCGCGAGGGCGGGAAGGGCUCGGGUACAGUGACCCAGUGGGAGCUGUGUGUGAACGGGAAAGCUCUUGGAACAGUCUUGUCCGCCCUCCCACCCUCCUGCGGGCGCCUCUUUCACUUUCUGGGAACGUGGUGAGCAAGAAAUGCUUGAGCCAGUUUAAAAAGAAAAGGAGUCGGAGCGGCGGCGGCGGUCAUGUGGGACGCGGAUGCAGACGCAGUCGGAGGCGCCAGCUGCGGGGAUGGCCAGGGUGAUCACAACUGCCCCGGGGCCGCCGACACCCUGGCAGCUCCGGCCAGCGGAGCUCCCCCACCGCACGCGUCAGAUCCUGGCAGAGGCGCCGCGUCUGUGGCCAGGGGGCCGGGAAUGCGGCCGCACAUAUUCACCCUCAGCGUGCCUUUCCCGACCCCCUUAGAGGCGGAAAUUGCCCAUGGGUCCCUGGCUCCAGAUGCCGAGCCCCACCAAAGGGUGGUUCGGCGGGAUCUCACAGUGAGCGGCAGGAUCCUGGCCGUCCGCUGGAAAGCUGAAGACUGUCGCCUGCUCCGAAUUUCCGUUAUCAACUUUCUUGACCAUCUUUCUCUGGUGGUGCGGACCCUGCAGCACUUUGGGACCCCCGUUUCCCACUAAGCUUGGCCUGGGAAAAUGGGGCGAGGUCUAACCUUAGGUCUCCUCCUGGGCGGUGCAUCCAUCCUUCCCUAGGGCGGGGAAUUCCCACAGUUGAUACUUUACUGGGAGGGCCUCAUGGUCGGCCUGUACUGCUUUUGGGUGCUCAGGGGCCCCUUGUUUUCUCUGGUUGUUAGUUGUUUGUUACCACAGAAAAUAAAACUGAGCUACUAUUAAAAAGAAAGAAAAAUUUUUAUAAGCAUAAAGUGGAAAGUAAAUCCUAACUAAAAUGCUAUUUUUAAUGUUUGUAUAAAUUAAUUUAAAUUUCUUGGAAUAUUUAGUUUUUAAUUAACUGGGGCCAGAUUUUUACAUAUUUAUUUGUUUUUUGAGUAGCACCAAUUUGUUGUGGUUCUUCUCUUCUGACUACGCACAAUUUCAGUCUUUUUUAUGAACUCUCUCCUUCAUUCCUACCCCCACUCACCACCCCUCAUCUUUUUAAACUGAACUUUUUAUUUAAGAAUAGUUUUAGAUUUGCAGAAAAGUUGUCAGGAUAGUACAGAGUUCCCAUUAUUCUGCACUCAGUCUUACCUAUUGUUAAAAUUUACAUUAAAAAUGGUACAGUUCUCAAAACUAA